This is a messenger RNA of Sitodiplosis mosellana (orange wheat blossom midge), 1880 nucleotides long. It is a transcript of the gene Rpn3, whose product is annotated as probable 26S proteasome non-ATPase regulatory subunit 3. The transcript is spliced from 2 exons. Gene Ontology annotation, biological process: ubiquitin-dependent protein catabolic process; regulation of protein catabolic process. Gene Ontology annotation, cellular component: proteasome regulatory particle, lid subcomplex; proteasome complex. The record is from RefSeq and is a predicted model, not a curated record. Gene Ontology annotation, molecular function: enzyme regulator activity. The coding region runs from base 127 to 1596 and encodes 489 amino acids. Lineage: Eukaryota; Metazoa; Arthropoda; Insecta; Diptera; Cecidomyiidae.
UACUAAUUGCUGAUGCGGCGAUUUGACAUUUAGCACAGCAAAAUAAUAAAGUCACAUAUCAUUACUCAGCAUUGUUUGCAACAGAGGUUAUUUUGGAGAAAACAAUAAAGGUUUAGUUUAACAGAAAUGGUUGCGAAAAACGAGCCCCAACAACAAGAUGUUGAAAUGGAGAGCGCUGAAGACGUCGAAAAUCAGAAGCGCGAACAGGAUUUGGCGGCCGUGCAAGAGAUUCGUGAGCAUAGUCGACAAAUCGAAAAGGCUGUCUUGACAAAGGAGCCACGGUUCAUACUGCGUGUGUUGCGAUCAUUGCCAAAUACUCGUCGCAAAUUGAAUACGAUUGUGCUACGCAAUUUAACGGCACAUUUGUACCCAGCUGGUGCUGAACGUGAUUCAAUCACUCAAUUUUUGGAUGCAUUACAACCGGGCCAAGAAUUGGAAGUGCAACGAACACGGGCGAUCAUUAAAUCACCAAUUCCCGAAGUUGACGCAUAUUUACAUUUGUUGGUGUUGGUCUUUUUGCUCGACAAAUCGCAAUUGGACAAAGCCCAAGCGUGCUCCGAUGCAUUGAUCAAGAAAAUUGUCGAACAAAAUCGCCGUACAUUGGAUUUGAUUGCGGCCAAAAUCUACUUCUAUUAUUCACGCGUUGCCGAAUUGACCGAUACAUUGGAAAAUAUUCGCAGUUUCCUGCACAAUCGCUUGCGUACGGCCACACUGCGUAACGAUUUUGAGGGUCAAGCGGUGCUCAUCAAUUGCCUGCUGCGGAACUAUUUGCAUUAUUCGCUGUACGAUCAGGCCGAUAAAUUGGUCAAGAAGUCGGUGUUCCCGGAAACGGCCAGCAAUAACGAAUGGGCUCGAUUCUUGUAUUACUUAGGUCGUAUCAAAGGUGCAAAAUUGGAAUACAGUGAUGCGCAUAAGAAUUUGGUGCAGGCACUGCGAAAAUCACCACAGAAUGCUGCUAUCGGUUUCCGACAAACAGUUCAGAAAUUGAUCAUUGUCGUUGAACUGCUGUUAGGUAAUAUUCCUGAGCGUCAAAUUUUUCGACAGGCUGCACUGCGUCGUUCGCUCAUCCCAUACUUUCAACUGACACAAGCCGUUCGUUUGGGAAAUUUGCAACGUUUCGGCGAGGUUUUGGAAAAUUUCACACCGAAAUUCCAACAGGACCAUUCGUACACACUGAUCAUCCGUUUGCGUCACAAUGUCAUCAAAACGGCCAUUCGUUCGAUUGGUCUGUCGUAUUCGCGCAUUUCACCCGAACAUAUUGCUAAGAAGCUGGGUUUGGACAGUGCCGAAGAUGCUGAAUUCAUUGUCGCCAAGGCAAUCCGUGAUGGUGUCAUCGAAGCAACAAUCGAUCCGGAAAAGGGCUACAUGCGCAGCAAAGAAAGCAUGGAUGUGUACAGUACACGUGAUCCACAAUUGGCUUUCCAUCAACGUAUCUCAUUCUGCUUGGAUCUGCACAAUCAAAGUGUUAAGGCAAUGAGAUACCCACCAAAAUCGUAUGGCAAAGAUUUGGAAAGUGCCGAAGAGCGACGAGAACGUGAACAACAGGAUCUCGAACUGGCUAAGGAAAUGGCCGAAGACGAUGACGAUGGCUUCUAAACGACUCGCAUCACUAUUCAGCAUAUUUAAUUUGGGCAUAAAAAAAAACAAACACUUUCACUACGAAACAAAAACAAAACAAAAAUCAUAGCUGACUCCUGGCAUAUUAAACAUCUAUAAUUGCGAGCGAUGUAAUCAUAGCCCCAAAAAGAUUUUGCAUUAAAUUGAAUGAUCAUUGAAACAAUUUACCCCUUAUUUAAUAGUUCUUUUUGUGUUUGAAAAACCAUUAUUCGAAAUAAAGAUACAAAAAUUAAUAAAAUAAAACUCAAUGAGAAAAACACAAA